AUGUCGGACAAGUCGGGCUUCCUCCUCAAGCAAUGCGGCAAGACGUUCAAGAAGCAAUGGUUCGUGUUCAAGUCUUCCGAGCGUCUUCUGCUCAACUACAACAAAGAGGAAGACGCCCUCCUUGGCAAGGCGCCGGCGGGGUUCGUGGACAUGACGGCGUACAUUCUGGAGCGGGAGCCCAAGACCGGGUACGAGCACACCGUCCGACUCGUCGACCAGAACUACAAGCCCGUCUACAUCGCCGCUGAAGAGGCCAAGACCCUCGACGACUGGAUUCGCGCCCUCUCCACCGUGGGCAAGCGCGUGCACUCGGAGCAGUCGGACAUUCAGCGCAAGGACGCGGCGAAGAGGCGCGAGGAGGACAUCAAGGUGCAGAAGGAGAAGGAGAAGGAUCAGAGCGAGGUCGACAAGCAGAAGUUUCAGCACAAGAAGCAGAAGAAGCAGCUCGACCGCAAGCAGACCCGCGAGGAGUACGCCCUCAAGAAGAAGUCCUCCCGAGACAUCGUCGAGCAGCAGUGGAAACACGAGGAUGCGUCGCAGACGAUGGAUCUGGACCACAAGGAGGAGGCGGAGGACCUGGUGGAGAAGAUCCGCGACAAGAACGACCCGACGCCCAAGGACGUGUCGGUGCAGAAGUGGCAGCGGCAGCAAAAGCUGCUCGACCGUAAGCAGGCCCGCGAGAAGCUCACCCUGAACCGCAAGCUGCAGAAGAAGGAGGAGGACACCAAGUGGAAGCAGGAGGACGAGCUGUCGCGCACGCAGCUCGAGCAGGCCGAGGAGGAUGAGGACCUCAACGACAAGCACGAGGUCGAGCGCAAGGCCCUCGAAGAGAAGCAGCAGGAGGCCCGCGAAAAGCUCGAACAGAAGUGCUACGAACAGAUGGAGAAGCUGAGGGACGACAUCCAGGCCAGGCGCGAGAAGGCGCUGUUGGUGAAGGCGGCGGCGGAGGUGAUCGCCAGGGAGGGUCCCACCAAGUCGAUCAAGGAGAUCCAGAAGAUGGUGCAGCAGGGCAAGGAGGAGAAGGCCAAGGAGAACGCCGCUGCCGGCAUGCCCGCCGACGAGUCCGCCGACGAGGCCGAGGCCCCCGAGCCCGAGCCCGAGCCCAGCAAGGACGACGACAGCGACGACAAGUCCGACGACGCCGAAGCUGAAGCCGAAGCCGAAGCCGACGCCUAA
Messenger RNA from Acanthamoeba castellanii str. Neff, 1176 nucleotides. Its product is annotated as PH domain containing protein. Lineage: Eukaryota; Discosea; Longamoebia; Acanthamoebidae. The record is from RefSeq and is a predicted model, not a curated record. The transcript is spliced from 6 exons. Bases 1 to 1176 code for a protein of 391 amino acids.